GGAGAUGUUUCCGCAGGAACUUUUUUGGUGACGGACCCCGGCGUGCGUUAAGAAUGCUUCAUUAAAAACAAACGUAGCAGCUUUUCUACGGUUUCAUCUAGUUUAAAGAAAAAAAGCCAAAAUUAAGUGAUAUUCUCGAAACAUGGAGACUAUUUUGGAACAACAGCGGCGCUAUCAUGAGGAGAAGGAGCGGCUUAUGGACGCCAAAACCAAAGAAAUGUUGCACAAAAAGUCAACGCUUCGGGACCAGAUUAACUCCGACCAUCGGAUUAGAGCCAUGCUCGAUAGGUACAUGGAUGUCAGCGCAAACCUGCGAGACUCUUAUGAAGACAAAGAUGGCAUGAGGAGAGACGAGCUCGCCGCCAUCUCAGGACCAAACGAGUUUGCCGAGUUCUACAACAGACUCAAACACAUAAAGGAGUUUCACAGGAAACAUCCCAACGAGAUUUCUAUCCCCAUGUCUGCAGAGUUUGAUGAGUUGAUGAAAGCCAGAGAGAAUCUCAGUGAGGAAGCUCAGAACAUGGUGGACUUCACGGAUGAGGAGGGAUACGGCCGCUACCUGGACCUCCACGACUGCUACCUGAAGUACAUCAACCUGAAGGGAGCGGAGAAACUGGACUACAUCACCUACCUGUCUUCGUUCGAUCAGCUGUUCGACAUCUCUAAGGACCGGAAAAAUGCGGAGUACAGAAAAUACCUGGAGAUGCUGCUGGAGUACCUGCAGGACUACACCGACAGGGUCAAACCUCUGCUGGACCAGAACGAGCUCUACGGCAAAGUGCUGACCGACUUUGAGAAGAAGUGGGACAAUGGGAACUUUCCGGGCUGGCCCAAAGAAACGAGCAGCGCUUUGACACAUGCCGGAGCUCAUCUGGACCUGUCUGCCUUUUCAUCCUGGGAGGAGUUGGCCUCUUUGGGGUUGGACAGGUUGAAGUCGGCUUUGAUGGCUCUGGGGCUGAAGUGUGGAGGGACUCUGGAGGAGAGAGCUCAGAGACUCUUCAGCACCAAAGGCAAAUCCCUGGAGUCGCUCGAUCCUUCUCUGUUCGCCAAGAACCCAAAAGCCAAAGGCCCCAAAAAAGACACGGAGCGCAACAAGGAAAUCGCCUUCCUGGAAGCCCAGGUCUAUGAACUGGUGGAGAUCCUCGGGGAACAAAGGCAGCUGACGCACGAGAACGUCCAGCGGAAGCAGGCCAGGACGGGGGAGGAGCGUGAGGAGGAGGAGGAGGAGCAGCUCAGUGAGAGCGAGAGCGAAGAUGAGGACAACGAGAUCAUCUACAACCCCAAGAACUUACCUCUGGGCUGGGAUGGAAAGCCGAUCCCCUACUGGCUCUACAAGCUCCACGGUCUGAACAUCAACUACAACUGUGAGAUCUGUGGAAACUACACCUACAGAGGACCCAAAGCCUUCCAGCGGCACUUUGCGGAGUGGCGGCACGCUCACGGCAUGCGCUGCCUGGGGAUCCCCAACACGGCUCACUUCGCUAACGUCACACAGAUCGAGGACGCCGUCUCCCUGUGGGCUAAGCUGAAGUCCCAGAAGGCUUUGGAGCGCUGGCAGCCAGACACAGAGGAGGAGUACGAGGACUCCAGCGGGAAUGUGGUCAACAAGAAGACCUAUGAAGAUCUGAAGCGCCAGGGAUUGCUGUAGAGGCGCAGGAAGGAGAAUCACUGUUGUUUUGUUUGUUUUACUCAAACAUGCUUUCUGUUGUCAGUCAGUAGUAAUGUUUUCCAGCUCCAGUUUUUCCUCUAAAACAUUUCUAAAAUGUCAAUCUUUGAACAAUAAACUGAAGACUUUUUACACAGA
Molecule: messenger RNA, 1804 nt
Organism: Oryzias melastigma (Indian medaka)
Lineage: Eukaryota; Metazoa; Chordata; Actinopteri; Beloniformes; Adrianichthyidae
Gene: sf3a3
Product: splicing factor 3a, subunit 3
Exons: 17
Coding region: 143-1648 (501 amino acids)
Biological process (GO): mRNA splicing, via spliceosome
Cellular component (GO): nucleus; spliceosomal complex
Molecular function (GO): zinc ion binding; RNA binding
Source: RefSeq, a predicted model, not a curated record